AUGAUCGUCCUACGACCUUUGUUCUCGUACUUGCUCGUCCUCGCUGCGGUGGCGGAAGCUGCCAACCUCAGACAAGCUCAGCGUAACUUGCAGACUUACACCUCUUCUGACGAAUAUCUUUCCGCCAUGCUCGCCCGUGUCAACCAAGAACGAGCGGCUUACGGAUUACCAGCACUGUGCACCAACAAGAAACUUCAAGCCGCGGCUCAAGGACACUCCGAUGACCAGGCAGCCAACGACUACAUGGAUCACACGGGCACCGACGGCACGAGUGUUUCGGAGCGUAUCACACGAUCAGGCUACGACUGGAGCGCUGUGGCCGAAAACGUCGCUGCCGGCCAACCUGACGUCGAUUCCGUCAUGGAGAACUGGAUGAACUCCCCCGGUCACCGCGAAAACAUCCUCGGCGACUACACCAUGUUUGGCUGUGCCUAUGCGCACAACGCCGGCACUACGUACCAGCACUACUGGACCCAGGACUUUGGAACGGGUGACGCCGAGGAGUGCGACGGCGGUAACGCUGCUGUUGAGGUGCAGAACACUGUUCCUGAAGAGGCCCCCGUUGAGGUGCAGACUACUGUUGCUGAAGAGGCCCCGGUUGAGACGGUCGUGGAUGAACCCGUCACAACUACGGACGACAGCAACGCUCAUGUACAGGAGACUGACGCACCUUGCACGGAUGCCCCAGUCGUUGAUGAGCAUGAGACUUACGCCCCUCACACUGAUCCCCCAGUCGUAGUGUACGAAUCGCAUGAGACCGAGGCCCCUGUCGAGGAGACGGAAGCGCCUUGCACCACCGAACCUCCGAUUGUGGUUGAUCCACGUCCGUACGAAUCGCUCGAAGUCGAGACUCUUGUCGUUGAAACUUAUGCCCCUCACACCGACCCACCACUUCCGUACGAGUCACACGAGACGGAGGCUCCAGUGGUUUAUGGAGAGGAAACAGAAGCGCCUUACAUUACCGAACCGCCGGUCGUCGUGGUUGAUCCCCUUCCGUACACCCCCGUCGUCGAUGGCGAGGAGGGGACGGAAGCGCCUUGCACCACCGAACCGCCGGUCGUCGUGGUUGAUCCCCUUCCGUACACCCCUGUCGUCGAUGGUGAGGAGGAGACGGAAGUGCCUUGCACCACCGAACCGCCGGUCGUCGUGGUUGAUCCACGUCCUUAUGAUCACGAAGAAGAGACGCCCAUUGUGAUUGUGGACCCGCCUGAGGCUUUCACGGAUCCCGUCGCUGAGCAGCCAGAAGAAACCCCCGUGGUCGUGGUGGACCCUCCUGAGGUUACUCCUGCACCUGAGGUGUACAAGAACUACGCCACCCCAACCACCCAAAGCCCGGCGACUGACCACGUGGAGGACUGUGAUCCAGCCUUCUAAGAUGUGCAGUGCAGCGGUGUGAACUCUUUUUUUUGCUUUGUUUUGUUUUUACUUCGAUUGCAUCCUCUAGUUAUUCACGUAAAAAUGAAUGUUGAUCCAUAGAUACUUAAAACUUCGCUUUCAG
This is a messenger RNA of Phytophthora nicotianae INRA-310, 1498 nucleotides long. RefSeq lists its product as hypothetical. Lineage: Eukaryota; Oomycota; Peronosporomycetes; Peronosporales; Peronosporaceae. Bases 1 to 1374 code for a protein of 457 amino acids. The record is from RefSeq and is a predicted model, not a curated record. The transcript has a single exon.